AUGGGUGGGAUGGAGGAUUACAAGGCGGUGGUGGCUAUGAUCGGAAUGCAAAGCAUCUAUGCAGGGCUUGCUCUAUUCACUAGAGUUGCUUUGGUACAAGGAACGAGCCCUAGGGUGUUUGUGGUGUACAGGCAAGCUAUAGGCAGUUUGCUCCUGGCUCCUUUUGCUUGCUUCGCCAAAUGGUAA
Molecule: messenger RNA, 186 nt
Organism: Prunus armeniaca (apricot)
Lineage: Eukaryota; Viridiplantae; Streptophyta; Magnoliopsida; Rosales; Rosaceae
Source: the annotation of a GenBank genome assembly